Paralichthys olivaceus (Japanese flounder) is the source of this 1075-nucleotide messenger RNA. The record is from RefSeq and is a predicted model, not a curated record. NCBI's taxonomy places the organism in Eukaryota, Metazoa, Chordata, Actinopteri, Pleuronectiformes, Paralichthyidae.
UUAGCUGGGUCCAUCACUUUAACUUUUCUUGCAGGGACUCACUCUCUGAAGUAUUUCGACACUGGGUCCUCUCAAGUCCCAAACUUUCCAGAGUUUGUGUCUGUUGGUUAUGUUGAUGAAGUUCAGAUGAUUCACUAUGACAGCAACACAAUGAAAGCAGAACCCAAACAGGACUGGAUGUUGAAGGCAACAGAUUCACAUUACUGGGAGAGGGAGACUCAGAACUAUUUGGGUUAUCAGCAGAUCUUUAAAGUCAACAUUGAAACCGCAAAGGAACGCUUCAACCAGACUGGAGGUGUCCACAUUGUCCAGCGGAUGGUCGGCUGUGAAUGGGACGAUGAGACUGGAGAAGUUAAAGGUUAUCGUCAGGGUGCUUAUGAUGGAGAAGACUUCAUAUCAUUGGACCUGGAGACAGAGACGUGGAUCGCUCAUAGACCACAGGCUGUUAUCACCAAACUGAAGUGGGAUAAUGAGAAAGCUGAUCUUGCACAUCUUAAGAACUACUUAACCCAGGAGUGUCCUGACUGGCUGAAGAAGUACCUGGAGCAUGGGAAGAGCUCUCUGCUGAGAACAGAGCUUCCCUCGAUGUCUCUCCUCCAGAAGUCUCCCUCCUCUCCAGUCAGCUGCCACGCUACAGGUUUCUACCCCGACUCAGCCAUGUUGUUCUGGAGGAAAGACGGAGAGGAGCUUCAUGAGGACGUGUACGUCGGAGAGGUCCUCCCCAACCAUGACGGGACCUUCCAGAUGAGCRCUGACCUGCAGGUUUCAUCAAUCCCACCUGAAGACUGGAGGAGGUACGACUGUGUGUUCCAGMUCUCUGGUGUGAAGGAGGACAUCGUCAAAAGACUGGACAAAGACUCAGUGGAGUCCAACAGAGAGAAGCCCACUGACGUGACCACCACCACCACCAUCAUCAUCAUCGCUGCAGUGGUCUUUCUCGCUGUCGUCCUCGCUGUCAUUGGAUUCAUCGUGUACAGGAAGAGGCAGUGGCAGAUUUAGCAAUUUGGGGCCCAAGGCGAACACAGGCAUGGGGCCCUCUGCACAUGUUGUUCUCCAUCUGUUUUCAAUCCUUAUU